Messenger RNA from Wasmannia auropunctata (little fire ant), 768 nucleotides. Its product is annotated as high mobility group protein homolog TDP-1-like. Bases 168 to 584 code for a protein of 138 amino acids. The record is from RefSeq and is a predicted model, not a curated record. NCBI's taxonomy places the organism in Eukaryota, Metazoa, Arthropoda, Insecta, Hymenoptera, Formicidae. The transcript is spliced from 3 exons.
UGAAAAAACAGUGGACGAUCUUGCGCGAUACAAAUGUCAAUGUGACAAUUGUUCCCGGAUAAAAAUUACCGUGCCGGGACCGGUGUGAAUGAUAAAUAAUAAAUUGUCAAGUGACGCUGUAAUUGUCGGGACAGUCGCGUCGACACUACCGUAAAAAUCAGACGGAAAUGGGAAACGUCAAUUCCGCGCAACCUCCAAAGUUUCAGAAAGAUCGGAAAGAGGACAACGCAGAUACCGGAAAAGGGAGACAACCGGCGAGCGGAAGUGACAAAGCCACCGGUCAGAGUUCACAGAGCCAAAGGGACAGGCACAAUGCCCGGCCUCGAGCGACGAAUCCUUUCAUCAUUUUCUUCCUGCGACUUCGCAGCAAGAAGCCGAACGAGCAUGUCACCGUGAUAGCGCGGGCUGCGGGGAAACUGUGGUCCCGGAUGACUCCCGAGGAGAGAAAGAAGUACGUGGAUCUUGCCAACGAGGAGAAGAAACGGCGUCAGGAGAGAAAACGGAAGAGAAAACGUUCGUUCACGCAUUCGAGAAUCCUACAAAUACAAGCUAGAGAUCUGAUCGCAUUCCUAUGUUCAGGAUGAAGUAACAAAGCUUGUAGAGGAUCUGUUCACGCGCAAGAAGGUGAAUCUUGCACGCAACACAUCGUGAUAUGUGGCACCUGGAAACGAUCAAAGAUGCGAUCACGUAUUUUUGAUUUCUUUUUUAUUUGUUAGUAGUCUUUUUUAGAUCUAUGUACAAUAAAUAUUGAUGUAUUUUUAUACAUUA